CAGCGGCGGCGGCGGCGGCGGCGGCAGCGGCCGCGGCGUCUUUAGCGGCUCCCAGUGCAGGAUGGUGUUGGAGGCGGCGGCGGCGGCCGUGGUGGCGGCGGUGUCAUUGACGGCAGCGGGAGGGGGUGCUGUGGCGGCAGCGGCGGCGGCGCCCGCGGGUGGUAUAAAAUGGCGGAUUUCGAGGAGUUGAGGGAUCUCCAGUACAAUGUUGAAUAGAAGCGGUGAUGGGGGCAUCCUGAUCUUGUUCCUGAUUUUAAAGGGAAUGCUAUCAGAGUUUCACAAAUAUGGUUUCUAGUUUUAGGGUUUCUGAACUACAAGUGUUACUAGGCUUUGCCGGAAGGAAUAAAAGUGGACGCAAGCAUGACCUCCUGAUGAGGGCGUUGCAUUUAUUGAAGAGUGGCUGCAGCCCUGCGGUUCAGAUUAAAAUCCGAGAAUUGUAUAGACGCCGAUACCCACGGACUCUUGAAGGCCUUUCUGAUUUAUCCACAAUCAAAUCAUCGGUUUUCAGUUUGGAUGGUAGCUCCUCACCUGUAGAACCUGACCUGUCUGUGGCUGGAAUCCACUCGUUGCCUUCCACUUCAGUUACACCUCACUCGCCGUCCUCUCCUGUUGGUUCUGUGCUGCUUCAAGAUACUAAACCCACGUUUGAGAUGCAGCAGCCAUCUCCCCCAAUCCCUCCUGUUCAUCCUGAUGUGCAGUUAAAAAACUUACCCUUUUAUGAUGUCCUUGAUGUUCUCAUCAAGCCCACGAGUUUAGUUCAAAGCAGUAUUCAGCGGUUUCAAGAGAAGUUUUUUAUUUUUGCUCUGACACCUCAACAAGUUAGAGAGAUAUGCAUAUCCAGGGAUUUUUUGCCAGGUGGUAGGAGAGAUUAUACAGUCCAAGUUCAGUUGAGACUUUGCCUGGCAGAGACGAGUUGCCCUCAAGAAGAUAACUAUCCCAAUAGUCUCUGUAUAAAAGUAAAUGGGAAGCUGUUUCCUUUGCCUGGCUAUGCACCACCACCUAAAAAUGGGAUUGAGCAGAAGCGCCCUGGACGCCCUUUGAAUAUUACAUCUUUAGUUAGAUUAUCCUCAGCCGUGCCAAACCAGAUUUCCAUUUCUUGGGCAUCAGAAAUUGGAAAGAAUUACUCCAUGUCUGUAUAUCUUGUACGACAGCUCACAUCAGCCAUGUUAUUACAGAGAUUAAAAAUGAAAGGUAUUAGAAACCCUGAUCAUUCCAGAGCACUAAUUAAAGAAAAACUUACUGCGGAUCCUGAUAGUGAAAUUGCUACCACUAGCCUUCGGGUGUCCUUGAUGUGCCCUUUAGGAAAAAUGAGGCUGACAAUCCCAUGCCGUGCAGUGACUUGUACACAUCUACAGUGCUUUGAUGCUGCCCUUUAUCUGCAAAUGAAUGAGAAGAAGCCCACCUGGAUUUGUCCUGUGUGUGACAAAAAAGCUGCCUAUGAAAGUCUAAUCUUAGACGGGCUUUUUAUGGAAAUUCUCAAUGACUGUUCUGAUGUGGAUGAGAUCAAAUUCCAAGAAGAUGGUUCUUGGUGCCCAAUGAGACCGAAGAAAGAAGCUAUGAAAGUAUCCAGCCAACCAUGUACAAAAAUAGAAACUGCAGGUGUCCUCAGUAAGCCUUGUUCAGUGACUGUAGCCAAUGAGACAAGCAAGAAGAAAGUGGAUGUCAUUGACCUAACAAUAGAAAGCUCUUCUGAUGAAGAGGAAGACCCUCCUGCCAAAAGGAAAUGCAUCUUUAUGUCAGAAACACAAAGCAGCCCAACCAAAGGGGUUCUCAUGUAUCAGCCAUCUUCUGUAAGGGUGCCCAGUGUGACUUCGGUUGACCCUGCUGCUAUUCCGCCUUCAUUAACAGACUACUCAGUACCAUUCCACCACACGCCAAUAUCAAGCAUGUCAUCAGAUUUGCCAGGUUUGGAUUUUCUUUCCCUUAUUCCAGUUGAUCCCCAGCAGUACUGUCCUCCUAUGUUUUUGGAUAGUCUCACCUCACCCUUAACAGCAAGCAGUACGUCUGUCACCACCACCAGCCCCCAUGAAAGCAGUACUCAUGUUAGUUCAUCCAGCAGCAGGAGUGAGACAGGGGUCAUAACCAGCAGUGGAAGUAACAUUCCUGACAUCAUCUCAUUGGACUAAAGGAGGACUCACUCGAUUCUAGGAAUCAUUCAUUAAAACUGCUGUUUCUUGGAUCUCUGGUCCGUGGAAGCUAUUUUUUUGGUAACGAUUACUUUGAUAUUUAUUGAAGUGUCAAAUGGAUUCUUUUGCCUUCUGAGGGAUGAACACAGAUGACUGCAGCAAGAACCACAUGACAUGCAAGGAUUUUUCUUACUCAUGCUGUACUCUGAGCAUCAGAUACAUUCAGCUGUAACUGCAUCUUCUUGAGAGAUGGAUUUCAAUUUCAUAUGUUACUGGUUGGAUUCUACAAAUAAGUUAAAGGUUUUUUUGUUGUAAUAAACAGCAAUAAAGUUAUGUAUAUACUCAAGUAAACUUUUUUCUAAUUAAAAAAAGAUGUAAUCAAUGAUUCUGAAAUGACAAGUUUUGUUUAAUCUGAUGUGAAGGAAAAAUAUAUGGAAAGAAGUUACGUUUGCCGAAUGAGUCCUUUCCAUGGAGAGUUGUUCUAUUUCGUUGAAGUAAUGAAGUCUUGAUAAGUGGCCAAAGCUUGGGUUCCACUUUUCUUCCUGCAGUUCCACUUUUCUCCCUGAUUCCAUCAAAGAAAAAUGGCCUUUGUGUUAAGCAUUUUACCCUGGUUGUUGUUUACACUUUGGUAUUGUGUGCUGAUGAAUGCAGAGUGAAGUUCUGGGAUUUGGCUGUUCUUUAUUAGUGAUUAUGUUGAAGAAACCCUAUGCAGUGUCUGCCCUGACGGAAUGUGUGUUAUUUUGGUAAUCGUACAUUCUUAUUCUAGAGGUUUCUAUAAAUUGG
Molecule: messenger RNA, 2909 nt
Organism: Kogia breviceps (pygmy sperm whale)
Lineage: Eukaryota; Metazoa; Chordata; Mammalia; Artiodactyla; Physeteridae
Gene: PIAS2
Product: protein inhibitor of activated STAT 2
Biological process (GO): regulation of transcription by RNA polymerase II; protein sumoylation
Cellular component (GO): chromatin
Molecular function (GO): SUMO ligase activity; transcription coregulator activity; zinc ion binding
Source: RefSeq, a predicted model, not a curated record